AAAUGGACGGCAUCGAUGGGCUCCGCAAGCGUUCGAUGGUAUAUAUAAAUCCCCGCUACGCAGGCCUUCUUUUAGGGUUAGCGCCGAGGUCCGUGGGACGGCGGGCUUGAUACAAGGAAGCACGGUGCUUGUCGCGUUAUCUUGUGGUCUUCUAGCCGGCCCGAGAUGGCGGUUCCGUUGCUCACCAAGAAGAUUGUCAAGAAGCGUGUCAAGAAGUUCAAGAGGCCCCAGAGCGACCGCAAAAUCUGCGUGAAGCCAAAUUGGCGCAGGCCUAAGGGCAUUGAUUCUCGUGUAAGGAGAAAAUUUAAAGGAUGUACCUUAAUGCCAAAUAUUGGGUACGGUUCAGACAAGAAGACACGCCACUACCUGCCAAAUGGGUUUAAGAAGCUUGUGGUUUACAAUGUUGCUGAGUUAGAACUGCUCAUGAUGCACAACAGGACUUACUGUGCUGAAAUUGCACACAAUGUCUCCACGAAGAAGCGCAAGUUGAUCGUUGAGCGAGCUGCUCAACUUGACAUUGUUGUCACCAACAAGCUGGCAAGGCUGCGCAGCCAGGAGGACGAAUGAGCCUGGCGGAAAGUCUGCAACACCAACCAGUUCAAAGAUUAAUUCUUUUCAAUUUUGCACAUUUUUGGCUUGUUGGAUCAUCUUAAUUCUGAGAUACUGUGUUUGUUGGUCUGAAACUAGUUUUGGUAACAAGAUUUUGGCUAGUUGCACUUUA
Musa acuminata AAA Group (dessert banana) is the source of this 721-nucleotide messenger RNA. Its product is annotated as large ribosomal subunit protein eL32z-like. The record is from RefSeq and is a predicted model, not a curated record. Gene Ontology annotation, biological process: translation. Gene Ontology annotation, molecular function: structural constituent of ribosome. The coding region runs from base 166 to 567 and encodes 133 amino acids. The transcript is spliced from 5 exons. NCBI's taxonomy places the organism in Eukaryota, Viridiplantae, Streptophyta, Magnoliopsida, Zingiberales, Musaceae. Gene Ontology annotation, cellular component: cytosolic large ribosomal subunit; ribosome.